UAGCCGCUUGCAGCCCUGGCGGCAAAAUUUGAAUUUUCCAGUUCAUUAAGGCUAAUUAAGGUUUUUGCCAGCAAGUAGGUAGCUGAAAAAGGAGUAAAAACGUAGGUAGACCUUUCCGUUUAUAUUGCACUGCAGUCGCCAGAGGUAAUUAGUCGAAAGUGUCACCCGCAGGCAUCAGCAUCAUUAUGAUGAAGUUCGGUUUGCUUCUUUUGAUGGCGCAUUUUGUGGCCUCAAGCCGAAAUCUAAACGAUAUUCUCGGUCGCGAGCAGUGGAUUAGCAUAGCCAAGGAGUACAUCAAGAACCACAAGCCCUAUAAAGCUAAAAUCUACGAGCCCUACAGGCCGCGCAUCGUAAAUUAUACCAACCCAUUCGACGGCGAUUUUUGGGAGACAACCACGCCGGCAACAAAUGCGGAAUCUACCACCAAUCCGCAAGAGACUACUGCUUACUUCACUGGGGAAGCAUCUACUACAACCGAGGAAAAUUCCACUGAGGAAACUACCACAACUUCGCCAGUGGACCAUUCAACCACCGAAUCCAGCUAUUCAACUUCAGAGGCGCCCGACGCAACCACAGAUACUUGGUAUUCCACGACAACAGCUUCGCCGGGAGAAGCUAUAGAUUCACCUGAAUCAGAAGCCUUAUAUUCCACAACAACAUCGAGUCCAGAAGUUCCAGAUACAACUACAGACACCAGUCCAAGCAGCACAGUUUAUGCGGAAUCAACGACAAGCAAUGCAGAUUAUUCCACAGGAUGGCUAGAAACUACUACAGAAACCAUUGCAAGUUCUUCAGCAUUGCCGGAAUCAAGGACUACUUCAAGUCCGGAAUUUUCGGGGACAGAACUAUUGACCACUACCACAGACAUAGGAAUCAAUCCAAGCACUACAGAGCUGCCGGAAUCAACUACUGCAGAAGCGAUUACCACUUCUACCGGAUGGCCGGAAUCAACGACAGAAUCUGCUGGCACUACCACAGAAUCCAACGAAUCCACGUUCGCAUUGUCCUUAGAUCAGACUACAACUGAAAUUGCAGAAGCUUCAACAGAAGGAUUAUUUUCAACUACAGAAACCCCGGAUUCAACUACAUUCUUGCUGGAAAUCAUUGCCACGACUCCGGGCGUGGAAACUACUACAUCGUAUCUGAAAACAGUGAUUGACAGCACUGCGGAGCAAAGUUCUACAUCAUCAACACAAUUUGGAUUCAAUUUAACGACAUCGGAAAUGGUGCAAACUCAAAUGGAAACCACAACACCGAGGCAAUUGAGUUUCGUCGGAGAUUCUGUUCGCCAAAGACGGAGAAAAUAUAAGUAUACUUCAGACACAGACCCCGAACUUUACUGGCACUGA
Molecule: messenger RNA, 1349 nt
Organism: Drosophila erecta
Lineage: Eukaryota; Metazoa; Arthropoda; Insecta; Diptera; Drosophilidae
Product: mucin-5AC
Exons: 1
Coding region: 186-1349 (387 amino acids)
Source: RefSeq, a predicted model, not a curated record